UGCUUCACAAGAUGGCGGCGCGCUGAGAGCGUAACAUCUGCGUUUCUAGGAGCUUCGCGCUGCGGGUGGUUUAAGAAUCUGGAGUCGUGGAGGCCCGCGCCGGAUACGUGGUCUGGCAGGAACGUCGGUCUCAGAGAUGGCUCUGAGUAAAUCAAUGCAUGCAAGAAAUAGAUACAAGGACAAACCUCCUGACUUUGCAUAUCUGGCAUCCAAAUAUCCAGAUUUUAAGCAGCAUGUUCAGCUAAAUCUGAGUGGAAGAGUGAGUCUUAAUUUUAAAGACCCUGGAGCCGUCAGAGCUCUGACUUGUACCCUUCUAAGGGAAGACUUUGGACUUUCAAUUGACAUUCCAUUGGAGAGACUAAUUCCCACAGUUCCCUUGAGACUCAACUAUAUUCAUUGGGUGGAAGAUCUGAUUGGUCACCAGGACUCUGACAAAAGUACUCUCCGAAGAGGAAUCGACAUAGGUACUGGUGCGUCCUGCAUCUAUCCCUUACUUGGAGCAACCUUAAAUGGCUGGUAUUUCCUUGCAACAGAAGUGGAUGAUAUGUGUUUCAACUAUGCAAAGAAAAAUGUGGAACAGAAUAAUUUAUCUGAUCUCAUAAAAGUGGUAAAAGUGCCACAGAAGACACUCUUGAUGGAUGCUCUUAAAGAAGAAUCUGAAAUAAUCUAUGAUUUUUGCAUGUGCAACCCUCCCUUUUUUGCCAAUCAGUUGGAAGCAAAGGGAGUAAACUCUCGAAAUCCUCGAAGACCUCCACCCAGUUCUGUAAAUACGGGAGGUAUCACAGAGAUCAUGGCAGAAGGAGGUGAAUUAGAGUUUGUUAAAAGGAUCAUCCAUGACAGUUUACAAUUGAAAAAAAGAUUAAGGUGGUACAGCUGUAUGCUGGGAAAGAAGUGCAGCCUGGCUCCUCUGAAGGAAGAGCUUCGCGUACAAGGGGUUCCCAAAGUCACCUACACUGAAUUCUGUCAAGGUCGGACAAUGAGAUGGGCUUUAGCUUGGAGUUUUUAUGACGAUGUGACAGUGCCAUCACCACCAAGUAAGCGAAGAAAAUUAGAAAAGCCAAGGAAACCCAUUACAUUUGUAGUCUUGGAGUCUGUGAUGAAAGAGUUAUCCCUCAAAGCAUCAUCUUUGGGCUCUGAGGCAGCAGAAGGCAUAGUAGUUGUGACAACGUGGAUUGAAAAAAUUCUCACCGAUUUGAAGGUCCAGCAUAAACGAGUUCCCUGUGGAAAAGAGGAAGUCAGUCUUUUCCUAACAGCUAUAGAAAACUCCUGGAUUCAUUUAAGGAGGAAGAGAAGAGAGAGAGUGAGACAACUGAGAGAAGUUCCUCGUGCUCCCGAGGAUGUCAUCCAAGCCUUGGAAGAGAAAAAGGCCACUUCCAAAGAGUCUGACAACAGCCAAGACUUGCCAAAGGGCCCCCAGGAGAGUGCCGUCGGUGGGACCGCUCUACAGGAAGGCGAGUCUGCCACUAUGGAGAGCCAUUGCCCAAACCAGGAGCUUCUUGCCCAGGAAGAAAACCCAGAACCCAUGGAGGAUGAAAGGAGUGAGGAAAAGGGAGGGAUGGAGGCUUCUGAGCAGUUGGGCAGCCCCGUGGCUGAGAAGGAGAAGUGUCUCCAAGGAGUGGCUGGACAAUACCUAUUUAAGUGUUUGAUAAACGUUAAGAAGGAGGAGGAGGAUGCUUUGGUUGAAAUGCACUGGGUUGAGGGCCAAAACAGGGAUUUGAUGAACCAGCUUUGUACCUAUAUACGUAACCAGAUUUUCCGACUUGUUGCUAGUUAGCUCCAGGCGUGUGGCAGGUAACUGCUGUAAGGCUAAAGCAGCCUGAUUUGGAGCACCGGUGGGUGGCCAGUUGGUCUGUUGUAGUAUUACGUGGAAUUACCCUAAGAUACAGAAACCAAUUAAUUCAUUUUAAAAUGUG
Molecule: messenger RNA, 1913 nt
Organism: Tupaia belangeri chinensis (Chinese tree shrew)
Lineage: Eukaryota; Metazoa; Chordata; Mammalia; Scandentia; Tupaiidae
Gene: METTL16
Product: methyltransferase 16, RNA N6-adenosine
Exons: 10
Coding region: 137-1774 (545 amino acids)
Biological process (GO): rRNA base methylation
Cellular component (GO): nucleus
Molecular function (GO): 23S rRNA (adenine(1618)-N(6))-methyltransferase activity
Source: RefSeq, a predicted model, not a curated record